CCUCCAUUCCAAUCUUCUGCCCAGGAGGAAUAACAAAAAAGUCCUCCAUUUAUUUUAUGUUAUUUUACUUUAUUGAGCCAGACUCAGAAGCACGCAUUAACUUUUAAAUCUUUGAGCUUUUCUUGGAGCAGCAGCUCCUCCCCUUUUCCUGAAUAUUCUUCCCACUUGUUUCCUAAAAACUAAACUGGCUGGAUGGAAUUUUUCAAACGCUCUGCCUUUUUGUUUCUACCAAUGGAAAGGGAGAUCUUGAGAGACAAGGCAGGCGGUUGGCUCCCAGGGGGAAUCAUCCAACCCCUUGCAGCAUCUCCAUAGAAGGCAUUGCAAAUAAAUAAUGCUGGCUUGCCCAUUCAGAUGUGCUGCUGUCUCUGCUGAGGAUUCCAGCUGUGCUGAGCCUUUGGCUUAUUCUAGUAAGGUUCCUCCUGGUAGGGUUGGUGUCUGGUUUUAAACUCCAUUCUCAUUGUGACAAGAAAGCCAAUAGGUGAAGAAUCAAGGAAGGAGACAAGACAAGACAUUAGAAAUGGAGUCCACCGAAGGAAGUGCGAUGGCUGCCAAACGUCCCAGGGAGUGGCUUUGGUGCGAAGCGCUUUGUCCAAUCUGUGUCCAGUAUUUCACAGAUCCGGUGAGUCUGGAGUGCGGGCACAGUUUCUGCAAGGCCUGCCUCCUGCGUUCCUGGGAAGAGAUGCCCAAAUCGGACGCCUGCGUUCGGUGCGAUUAUCCGAUUUCAACGAAGACCUUCAAACCUAAUGAGCCACUGGCCCAUCUGGUGGAAGAAACUAAGCAAGUGGUGGAGCGUGCCAAAGAAGAGGUUGAGAAAGAGGGCAUUUGUGAGACACACCAGAAGAGCCUGAACUACUUCUGCGAAGAUGACCAGACUGCCCUUUGUGGGCUGUGCAUGAAGUCAGACACUCACCAGAGUCACAAUGUGACAAAUCGCAGCAAGUAUUUGGAUCAAAUUGAAGGCUAUUUGAAUCAAGUAAUGACAAUGGGACAAGAUCUUUUCUGCACCAGCAGGUCAAAUGCUGAAGGCAAACCAAGAGACUGGCUGAAGCAGACUGAGAUCAUGAGGAAGAAAGUAGUGGCAGAGUUCAAGAGGCUACACCAGCUUCUGGAGGAUCAAGAGUCUAUGUGGAUGUCGGACCUCGUAGCACUGGAGAAAACGAUUGUGGACAGUAAGAAGAGCUAUGAGGCCAAAGCCCAGAGUCAAGCCAGCUAUGUCGAUGAAAUCUACUAUGAGAAGCAAGACCGAUAUUGGGAUGAUGACAUGGAGUUUUUGCAGGAAUUUGGAAAGAGCUUCGUAAGGUUUGAUGACAGAAAGCUAGAAAAUCCAGUGACUUUUCCAACAGAACUGAAAACAAGAAUCCAGACAUUCUGUGAUCGGAAAACUUUCCUGGGUAAUGUGUUGAAGACAUUCAAUGAUGAAAUGGCUCUAAUACUGAAAGGAAGAGGAAGAAAGAGAUUUAAAAGAGGUUUAUCAGAGGAACAAAAAGGCAACAGAGUGCAAGUUAUUCUGGAUCAAGACACAGCCAAUAUACAUCUCUUUCUUUCUCAAGACCUGAGGACAGUGGAGUAUCGCAGAUAUUUUGACUCUUUGCCUGAUCGUUCCUUGCCUAAACGUCCUAGAGGAUUUAGAUUUUUGCCCUGUGUUCUGGGCCGUCAGGGUUUCACUUCAGGGAGGCAUUAUUGGGAGGUGAAGGUGUGUGGAUUGGGCCGUGAUUGGGCUCUAGGAAUCGCCAGGGAGUCUGUGGCUAGGGACGACACUCUUCGUGGUCCUCAGAAAGGGGUCUGGGUGGUGGGAAGGCGCCAGAGAGAUCUACUCUGCUCUCGUUGGCUCUUGGCGUUUGCGCUCCAAGAAGGUACUGAUGAUACCGUUCUGAUUUUAAGGCAGAAACCAGAGAAGAUCCGUGUGUGCCUCGACUGCUCAGAGGGCCGAGUGGCCUUCUCCAAUGCAGACACAGAUGAAUUCAUUUAUAGUUUCAGUUCGGCCAUAAUUGCUAGCGAGAGGAUCCACCCUUUUUUCUGGUUGGACAGUGAGAGAAUUACAUUGUUGAUGCUUUAGUAGAGUUGCAGGGGAAACCUUUUAGCACUAUAACUCCCAGAAUUGUAGGAAUUUCAAGAUUGUCCAAGAAAGAUAACCUUUCUGUUAGCUUUUCUUAAGAGAGAGGUCAAUCCUAUCUCUAGCUCACUUUUUCCCCUUUCACCCCACGGAAAAUGUGAAUGGCUAAACAAGGAGUAGUGUUACUUCAGUAGUGUUACUUUUAAUUACAGUCUUAAUCGCUUUGGAAGAAAAGUGAAUGGUAAACAAAAAGAUUCGUAGUUACUUGAGUAGAGAACAAUCUUAAUCAUUUUGGAGGAAAAGUGAAUGGCUAGAGAAGGAGAUGAAUAGAAUUACUUCAAGUUACUUUCAGGGAACAAUCUUGGUCACUCUGGAGUGGUAGUAAAUAUAUUGGUUCCAGGAAGCAUGAAUGUGGGUACGUCAGAGUGACGAUCAGCAUAUUAUAUACUUAAAUGGUUGUUGCUUCCACUUUAGCCUCACUCACUCAGAAGCCAUUUUAGUGCCUCUCUCAUCCUUAUUCUCUCUCAACUGUUAAAUGCUGCUGCUUUUCCUUGAGGAAAAGUGUGCCGUUUCAAUAAAAGUUGCCAAGUUCCA
Sceloporus undulatus (fence lizard) is the source of this 2647-nucleotide messenger RNA. RefSeq names its product E3 ubiquitin-protein ligase TRIM39-like. The transcript is spliced from 8 exons. Lineage: Eukaryota; Metazoa; Chordata; Lepidosauria; Squamata; Phrynosomatidae. Gene Ontology annotation, molecular function: protein binding; zinc ion binding. Bases 518 to 2056 code for a protein of 512 amino acids. The record is from RefSeq and is a predicted model, not a curated record.